AUUUUAAAAAAUUAAUAAGCAUAUUUUUAUAAAAGAAUUUAAAGCCUUAUAAAAUAUUCAUUAUGUCAUAUGGUGAAAAUAAAUCAAUUAAUAAUGCACUUAAUAGGUCAUAUGCAUUAUUAGAUAACACUCUUAAUAGUGAUACAUUUUAUGAACUUAGAAAACAAAUACUUCUUGAUGAUGAAUCACUUACGGAAAAUGAAAAAUCUGAAGCAAUAAGAAUAAUAACUAAAAUUUAUGAUUAUGCCAAACUUCUUUUUAAUGAAGGAACAAAAAGAAUUUGUGAAAAUUGUAGCCAAGAAUGUUUAGCCAUAACAUAUUGUGAAUAUUGUGUUCGAAAUUAUUUAAAAGCAAAUUUUUCAAAUUGGACAUCUGGGAAUGUUAUUAUUGAUAAUUUAAUACAAGAAUGUCAAAUGAAGACAAUUAAUCCAGACUUAAUACCAGAAUGGAUUCCAUAUAAUAAUCUACAAAAUAUUGAAUAUCUAACAAAAGGUGGAUUUUCAGAAAUUUAUACAGCAGCCUGGAUUAAUGGAGCAUAUUAUGAAUGGGAUUCUGAAGGGCAAAAAUUAAAAAGACUUAGAGAAACUGGUUUAGUACAAGCAGUAAUACUUAAAAAAUUAGAAAAUGUUGAAAAUGCAAAUCAAAAUUGGAUUGAAGAGGCUAAAUCACAUUUAAAUAUAAGCAAUAAAUGGGGCGAGAUUGUCCAAUGUUAUGGAUUAACACAAGAUCCAUCAAAUGGAGAUUAUAUGCUUGUAAUGAAUAAGAUGAAUAUAGAUUUAAGAAAAUAUUUACAACAAAAUCAUAAUCAACUUACAUGGAAAGAAAGAAUUCAAAUUGUUACUUAUAUAACUCUUGCACUUCAAAGAAUUCAUGAAGAAAAUGCAAUUCAUAGAGAUUUGCAUUCUGGAAAUAUAUUAUUUAAAAAUAGAUUUAGUAUUAGUGAUCUUGGAUUUUGCGGACCUGCAGAUAAACCAUUAAAAAGUAUAUAUGGAAAUCUUCC
This is a messenger RNA of Rhizophagus irregularis DAOM 181602=DAOM 197198, 1000 nucleotides long. NCBI's taxonomy places the organism in Eukaryota, Fungi, Glomeromycota, Glomeromycetes, Glomerales, Glomeraceae. The record is from RefSeq and is a predicted model, not a curated record.